AUGUCAGACACGACACCGACCUCUUCAGACGACCGUCUAUUGACGGCCGUCAUCGCCGAACAUCUCCCCUCGGGCUAUGGUACCUCGUUCGACGGCACUCCAACCCUUUCCAGUGGCGACCUCCCCAGCCAAAACCCCAAACAACCUGCUUCCCCGAGCGUUCACGCCAACGACGCCGAUGAACCGCAAGAGGUUUCCUCCCUCCUCCUCCCCGGCGGCGAUAUCCACCGCGAUCUUUACAAGAUUUCCGCCAGGGAACAGGGUGUCAAGCGCGCCCAGACGUUCUCGCACCCUCGGCGCACCGAGUCCGGCCAUGAGUCCGAUCUCGCCGCUGCCGACAUGUUGAUGCCGCAGGGCUUCCGCCGCCAGUUCGUAAUGCAGAAGCACAACUUCACGGCUGCGAAUCUGCCCAUCACGAGGAAUUUCGUCGAGUUUCUAGACUUUUACGGUUCCUUCGCCGGUGAGGAUCUCGCGGACUCGGACGAGGAGGCCAUCGCAUCGGACGACGAGGAUGAGGAACAAGGUCGAACACAGCCGUCAGAAACAAGGCCGCUGCUGGGGCGGAGGAAGUCGUCGCGCUUCGCCCGCAAGGCCGGCGAUGCGAGCACUACCAAGACGUUCUUCACUACUCUCAAGGCUUUCAUCGGCACGGGUAUCAUGUUCCUCCCCAAGGCCUUCAAAAAUGGUGGCAUCCUCUUCUCAUCGCUGACCAUGCUUGUCGUCGCCGCCAUUUCCAUGGCUGCUUUCCACUUGCUUCUGCAAUGCCGCAGCCGAUACGGUGGCGGUUACGGUGACCUGGGCAAGGAGAUUUCUGGUCCAAGGAUGCGAUCCCUAAUUCUUGCUUCAAUCACUCUGUCGCAGCUCGGCUUCGUCUGCACGGGCUUGGUGUUCGUGGCAGACAACUGGUUCUCCUUCCUGAACGCCGUCACCAACGGUGCCAAUCCUCUCAGCUCAACCGCUCUCAUCGCUCUACAGGCCAUCAUCUUUGUGCCCCUUGCCUUUAUCCGCAACAUCUCGAAGCUCGGUCCUGCUGCCCUCCUCGCCGACGUCUUCAUCGUCUUGGGCGUGGGCUACAUCUGGUGGUAUGAUAUCUCCGCUCUUGCGACCCGCGGCAUGGACCCCUCCGUCAAGCUCUUCAACCCUUCUUCAUACACCCUCACUAUCGGUGCCUCCAUCUUUACGUUUGAGGGCAUCGGCCUCAUCAUCCCCAUCCAGGCGAGCAUGAAGAAACCCUCCCAUUUCGAGCCGCUCCUCGCCGGUGUCAUGCUUCUCAUUACCUGCGUGUUCACAUCUGUCGGCGCCCUCUGUUACGCCACCUUUGGCGACCGCACCCAGAUCGAGGUCAUCAACAACUACCCGCAGGACAGUCGCCUCGUCAACGCCGUGCAGUUUAUGUACGCCCUCGCUGUACUGGUGGGUAAUCCCGUUCAGCUGUUCCCGGCCAUGCGUAUUAUCGAAGGCAAGAUUUUCGGCUACCGCUCGGGUAAGAAGGACUUGGUUACAAAGUGGAAGAAGAAUGCUUUCCGCACGGCUCUCGUGGCCGUCUGCAUCGGCGCCUCCAUUGCUGGCUCGGCCAACCUCGACCGUUUUGUCGCGCUCAUUGGUUCGUUUGCAUGUGUGCCGCUUGUUUAUAUUUAUCCUCCGUACUUGCACAUGAAGGGUAUUGCAGAGACAAAGAAGGAGAAGAUAUACGAUAUGGCGCUGAUGGCCCUUGGUCUGGUCGGUAUGGUGUACACCACUGCCAUUACCUUGGUCACCAGUUUCCUGUAA
Colletotrichum truncatum is the source of this 1770-nucleotide messenger RNA. RefSeq names its product Vacuolar amino acid transporter 3-like protein 2. Gene Ontology annotation, biological process: amino acid transmembrane transport. The record is from RefSeq and is a predicted model, not a curated record. Gene Ontology annotation, cellular component: vacuolar membrane. Gene Ontology annotation, molecular function: L-tyrosine transmembrane transporter activity. NCBI's taxonomy places the organism in Eukaryota, Fungi, Ascomycota, Sordariomycetes, Glomerellales, Glomerellaceae.